AUGGCUCUUCGGAUAGGUUCAUCAACCCUCUGCCUCACGCGGGAAAGGCUCAGAUCCCUAGCAAGUCUAGCAUCAAGCAAUACUAGAUUAAUUUCAUGCAGAUCAGUAUCAGCAUUAGCAGUUCUAGAACUGAAAGAUGGAAAGUUAAUACAAAGCUCUCUGAGUGCAGUUUCUGCAGCGCAUAAGUUGGGCAGCUCUAUAACCGGAUUCAUAGCCGGUGGUAAUAUUAGUGAAUCUGCGAAGGAAGCCGCCAAGAUCAGGGGACUACCGGAAAACUUUGCACCACUGUUAGUAUCAAAUAUAAGAAAAGGAGGAUAUACUCAUAUAUUCGCUGGACACACUACUUUUGGGAAGAGUUUAAUGCCUCGAGUUGCAGCCCUACUUGAUGUUGCACAAAUAUCAGAUAUUACGGCAGUUGAUAACGAGAAUACGUUUGUGCGGCCUGUAUAUGCAGGUAAUGCUAUUGCCACAAUUGAAUCAUCAGAUAAAAUCAAAGUAAUAACGACUCGGGCUACGGCAUUUCCGCCAGCAGAAUACGAAGCUGAAGGCAGCCAAGUACUGAUCGAGAAUGGGGUUGAUCCUAAUUCAGACUCCCCAAUUAAAUGGGUCUCGGAAAAUCUAGCGAAGUUAGAUAGACCCAACUUGGCGACAGCUAGCAAAGUUGUCUCCGGAGGGCGUGGCUUGAAGUCCAAGGAGGAAUUCGAUCGUGUAAUUUUACCUCUGGCUGAUGCGUUUGGGGCAGCUGUGGGGGCAUCUCGAGCAGCUGUAGACAGUGGGUACGCGGAUAACAGCCUCCAGGUCGGACAGACUGGACAAGUAGUUGCACCUCAAUUGUACUUUUGUGUGGGGAUCUCAGGAGCUAUUCAGCACCUCGCAGGAAUAAAGAUGCUGAUGCGCCUAUUUUUCAAGUCGCUGACGUUGGCCUCGUCGGAGACUUAUUCGAUACAGUGCCCGAACUCACCGAGAAGCUCGGGAAAUAAAUUCCAUCGAUAG
Messenger RNA from Blumeria graminis f. sp. triticale, 993 nucleotides. Lineage: Eukaryota; Fungi; Ascomycota; Leotiomycetes; Helotiales; Erysiphaceae. The record is from the annotation of a GenBank genome assembly.